Messenger RNA from Penicillium brasilianum, 1332 nucleotides. The record is from the annotation of a GenBank genome assembly. NCBI's taxonomy places the organism in Eukaryota, Fungi, Ascomycota, Eurotiomycetes, Eurotiales, Aspergillaceae.
AUGGCCAGCACGAUAACAAUUCAACUGCCUGGGGGCCCUAUCAAAGCCAACUUGGUGGAGGACAGCCUUAUCCACGCCCGAGGAGUUCCUUAUGCUCAAGCACAGCGUUUCGAAACGCCACAGCCGACCGAAAAUUGGACUGUUGCCUUGAACUGCACCGAACGCGCGCCAAUAUGUCCACAACUCCCUUCGCGAUUGGAGUCUGUCAUGGGUCCCUUAACCAAGGGUCAUAACUUGAGCGAAGACUGCUUGCGCAUAUCCAUCGUUGCUCUCAAGGAUGCUACAAAUGCUCCUGUCCUGGUAUGGCUACACGGUGGUGCCUAUAUAUCUGGCGGUGGAGACCUAGACUGCUACCAGCCGAUAGACCUCGCCAAACGGGGAAUAGUCUGUGUCAAUAUCACAUAUCGAUUGGGAGUGUUCGGUUACCUGCAUUUGGAGGGCAUUGCACCUGCCAAUCUUGGACUCUUGGACCAGCGAGCUGCUUUGCAAUGGAUCCAAGAGAACAUCUCUGCCUUCGGUGGAAACUCGGGCAAUGUCACGAUCGUUGGUCAAUCUGCCGGCGCGGAUUCGAUCAUUUGCUUGAUGGCCUCGGAAAAUGCCAGGGGCCUCUUCCAUCGCGCCAUCCUUCUUAGCCCGCCAUUACGAGAGUUGAAAGAACGGACGCCCACGGCACCCAUGCUCACACAAAAGGCGGAGCAACUUUUUACCAAGGACCCAAGAGAGAUGUCUAUAGACGAAUUACUUGGCGUUCAGAAGCAGCUUUUGAUGAAUCCAGUUCAGACGCAAGUCAUGCUAUUUGCACCGGCUCUUGGAUACGCGCCCCUGCCAACGGAGCAAGAAUUUGAUCAAAAGAUUUAUGAGGCUGCGAAGGAUAUCCCCAUUCUCAUUGGCUGGACCGAUCACGAUGGACGCCCCUUUGCCAGCAUGAUGGGACCGCAAAACCUACUCAGAUUACCCCUCAUUGGACCUUAUAUAGAGACUCUUGGAACCUGGUACAUUACUCAGAGCUACUUCAAGUGGCCAUCCCAGCGCUUUCAUCAGCAGGUACUCCAAGCCGGUGGGACUUCGACAAGGUAUUCAUUUGGCUGGGCAGGAAUAAAGAACCCGCUGGGAGCAUGCCACUGCAUCGACAUUCCAUUUGUGUUGGGAACGAGAGAGUCUUGGAAAGCUGCUCCUAUGCUCGCCGGCGAAGACACGGAAGAGCAUCUCUCCCGGCUUGGCUCGGAACUUAAGGAUUUAUGGGCGAAAUUCGCAAACGGAGGAAAGCUAAAGGACGGUCACGUUGACAUUGGCCGAAAUUUCACUCUGUCGGAAACCAUUUUCCAAAUAUAG